UUUUGAGUAACAAAACAUUAAUUUAUGUUUCCCCCUGAAAAAAAGCAGUCUGAGAAAUCUGGGACGCCACCAAUGGAAAACUUCAAGCACAUAGCAAUCUAUCACUAUGAUAUUGAUAAUGAAAAAGAGGAAGUAGUGGAAGUGGUAGAAAAAGUACAUGAUAGACUGGACCGUUCAGCAGACUCUGCUCCUACAGAAAAAAAUCCAGUAUUUGGUAAUCCUAAGAAGACAUAUGUUCCUACAAGAAAGGAUGAUGAUACAGGAACUGAAGUAAAGAAUAAGAUGGAAAACAUUGGAGCUAAUGUUAGCAAUGCUGUUACUGAAAAGAAAAAAAGAAUGGAGUCAUAUAUUAAAGGUGUUGUCAAAGACUGUAACAAGAAUAUCAAACAACAUUUGAAAUUUCAUGAAGAUGAACUGCGGGAGUUUAAAAUUGAAAUUACUGAGAAGAUUAUAACUGUGUUUCCGCAAUGGGAUUUGGAUAUAAAGCAUCUUGGAGACCAAGAAGAUAAAAUAACUGACAUUUUUUAUCAGCAAAAGAACAUUUUUGAACAAACUAAGAUGUGUCAGAAUCAAGGCCUGAAAAGACUGAAGCGGGAAAAUAAGGCGUUCCUAAAGGCUUUGAAGGACUUGGAGAACGGCGAUCUACUUACUAGUGUACGCAGUGAAAUUAAAAAUCAAAUGUCUUUGUUGCAAAAAAAAAUUACAGAUAGUUAAACACUGAGUUGUAAUAACAUGGAAUAGCAGAAGUACCAACAUACUUUGUUUUCCUUAAAUAUGACACUUAACAAAUGUUAUUCUGAUGAGUCUUGAGAAAAACUUGAACUUGAGUAAUGUAAUCUGUGUUAACGUAGAAACGUGUCUUUCAAAUUUGAAUAUAUUUUAUACCAUCUUUAAUUAUUAGCUUUUUUAAAGUGUGGCACCUCUAUUCCUGUUGGCUUCCAAAUAAAAUCUAAACAGUUAUGUGACCUGUAGCCAUUCCUGUGAA
Molecule: messenger RNA, 985 nt
Organism: Peromyscus eremicus (cactus mouse)
Lineage: Eukaryota; Metazoa; Chordata; Mammalia; Rodentia; Cricetidae
Product: synaptonemal complex protein 3-like
Exons: 7
Coding region: 25-714 (229 amino acids)
Biological process (GO): spermatid development; meiotic cell cycle
Cellular component (GO): synaptonemal complex
Source: RefSeq, a predicted model, not a curated record